AUCAAGGUUCUCCACUAAUUAAAAAUAUCGAAGUAAUUGUAAUUGAUAAUAGCAACGAAAAAAAUUUAGAGUCUGAUGAUGAAAAUAUUAUAUUACAACAAUAUUUUUGGAAAGCAAAAGAAAAAUAG
This is a messenger RNA of Racocetra persica, 128 nucleotides long. Lineage: Eukaryota; Fungi; Glomeromycota; Glomeromycetes; Diversisporales; Gigasporaceae. The record is from the annotation of a GenBank genome assembly.